Molecule: messenger RNA, 2904 nt
Organism: Ooceraea biroi (clonal raider ant)
Lineage: Eukaryota; Metazoa; Arthropoda; Insecta; Hymenoptera; Formicidae
Gene: Kr-h1
Product: kruppel homolog 1
Biological process (GO): regulation of gene expression
Cellular component (GO): nucleus
Source: RefSeq, a predicted model, not a curated record
GCGCGGAUCGCGCGCUCGUGCGUGCGCGCCUCAAUCGUGAUCACUCGGCGCGGCCGAGGAGGUAAACAUUGUACAGUACGAUUGGCCGGCCCUGAGGCGGCGGGUCUUUCGCUUUUCCUUCUUGCCCGUUUUCCAAGAGGAGCAAGAGGUCCCGUUUUCAUUUUUCUUCUCCGCAAGUUCGCAAGUUCGGAAAUUCGCACGCGAGUUCUCGCGAGCGCCAGUUUCGUCCCCGACCGUCGAUUUUGAAUCCGGAGAGUCAGGAUUCGCUCGUGAUCCCUCAGCUCGCAGCCGGGCUUAGUUUCUCUCUUGGAUGUCGUCGAAGCGAAAAACAGUGAUAAGCGGCUGGGUUUUGGAUUACGUGAGAUCGUAACGCAGCGUGUGCGCAGUGCCUCUUCAGUGUCUUCGAUGUUGGGCUACUACCAGACGGAACCCAUGUCGAAUCCAGCGAUACCGAUGUCGGCACCGGACGGCGGCCCAGAAACGAUGAACCCGGUGAAGAGCCUGGUGUGCAGUCCGGAUCUCGCGAUGUUCGCAGCGCCGCGGUGCAGCGGGGGCGCGGAAACCGCGGAGCCGGCCAGCCCGACGAUCGCGGACGCCGGGAAGUACCACUGCCGGUUCUGCCAGAAGAACUUCGCGCAGAAGACCGUCUACCAGAGCCACAUGAGGUCGCACGGCAAGGACGGCGAGGAGCCGUACGCCUGCAACAUCUGCAAGAAGACGUUCGCUGUGCCCGCGCGGCUGACGCGCCACUACCGCACGCACACCGGCGAGAAGCCGUAUCAGUGCGAGUACUGCAACAAGUCGUUCUCGGUGAAGGAGAAUCUCAGCGUGCACCGGCGCAUCCACACGAAGGAGCGGCCGUACCAGUGCACCAUUUGCGGCCGCGCGUUCGAGCACAGCGGCAAACUGCACCGUCACAAUCGCAUCCACACCGGCGAGCGACCCCACAAGUGCAACAUGUGCGAGAAGACGUUCAUACAGAGCGGCCAGCUGGUGAUACACAUGCGCACGCACACCGGCGAAAAGCCGUACGUGUGCACGGCCUGCAACAAGGGCUUCACCUGCUCGAAACAGUUGAAGGUGCACACGCGCACCCACACCGGCGAGAAGCCGUACACCUGCGACAUAUGCCGCAAGGCGUUCGGCUACAACCACGUGCUGAAGCUGCACCAAGUGUCGCACUACGGCGAGAAGGUCUACAAGUGCACGAUCUGCAACGAGACCUUCAACUCCAAGAAGACGAUGGAGCUGCACAUCAAGAAGCACCCGGAAUCGCCGGCGUCCAUCACCGCCGCCUCGGUCACUGACAGUUCCGUCUCUUUACCCGCAGCGAUCAGCCCGCCGAUCGAGCCGGACGUCGAAAUUUCUCACGGUGGUAGAGGCAGUGGUGACGGUGGUGGUAACGUGCAGCUUGAAUCGGCUAUCCCGACGAGCCCGAUUCUAUCCGGUAUUGCCGUUGAUGAUAAGGAGAACUUGAAGACUGAAGAAGCCUAUCCGGACUCAACGACGAGCCCUUAUCAACGAGAGUUGGCGUACUACUUGUACUCCAGCAACAGGGAGCAGCAGUAUUCGCACUCGGCGACGAUGACACCGGUAAAUACGGUGGAGCCCGUGCUCGUUGACGUCGACGACAAGCGCUUUCAGGCGAGCGUGGUGGUGAGCGCGCCGCUGGAAUCGGCAGCCCACCACGUGUUCUUCUACCCCGAGCCGGCGUAUACCAGUUUCGGCUUGACUGCCGGCGGUGGUGUUGACCUCGACGUCAGUGAUUGUUCAUCCCUGCUGAACCUUCCGGGUAAUGAUGCGCGUCGUAGGGUCGAGGCCGCGUUGGAAGCGGUUGAGGAGGAACGUCAGAGGCAGGAAUACAGUGCCGGAAUUGUCAAAGUCGACCGGGACCCGCUGCUCACGCCGCCAAGCAGCAAUCCUGAGAGCCCGGUAUCGUCGCCCGACCUGGCGUUGGACCUGGCCAUCCCGCCGAGGGAGACGCUUAUCCUGCCGCCCAGGAAGCGCAGCAAGAUGAUCCUCCAAUCGAUGGAGAGCGAAUACAGGAACAACAGCGGCCUAAUCGCGGCCUCGCAGAGGCAAAGCUCGGUCAUCCAGUUCGCGCGAGCGUCAUAGUAAACGUACCACUGGCGAGAGACUUCGCGAAGACCACGUGACUUCGGAAACUGGAAGAAGAAGUCUCCCAAGGUAACCAUCCAGUGAGAUCGAGGUUGAGGACUGAAGGAAGUCACUCUCUCCAUCAGAACGAGCUUGAGGAGAAGUCCGGAAGGUUUAGGAAUCUCGCUGGUCUUCCGACGUCCAGUGAUAAUCGCAAAACACGCACAAGCAAUAGAUCUUUCAACCCAUCGCCCAUGAUCGAACGCGCGUCUGGGAGGCACGACGAUCUUGCUUCUGAAAUCGGACAAGAGGGUCGCGCACGUAUGUCUUUAGCGAAAUACGAGUGUCGCUGCUCACUUCGUCCCUGCAUUCACAAUCUAGCACGAUUGGUCCCGGAGAAGGGCUGACCGUGCUAAAUCAACUCAACAACUGAAGCCGCGCAUCCGUUACUUAAUAAUAAUUAAUAGUAAUUAGCGCAAUCCGCAGUCGCGAAUGCGUGUAUUUUUCUAACAGCUCGCGGACAACGAUGUUCCCGUGGCUACUUUCUCAAUCUUGUUCGAUAGCCUCCCAGCCUUCGAGGCUUUAACAUUUUAACGUGUAUGCGAGUGUACGUGCGUGAGAAAGAUGGACUGGAGAGAAACUUGAUAUUUCUUCAUUGAGAGGGUCGCGCCGAUCAUGAGCGUGCUUGAUGAAGUAGCUACGCCGAAUAACACACGUACGGGUCGCUCAAUAUCAAAAGGACACGAGCCCAUGAGGCGAAUUCUUUGGAAAAUUAAUUAAUAAUGUUAAAAGGGAAUUAUUUAGAAA